Messenger RNA from Brachypodium distachyon (stiff brome), 1541 nucleotides. It is a transcript of the gene SWN6, whose product is annotated as NAC domain-containing protein 43-like. Gene Ontology annotation, biological process: regulation of DNA-templated transcription. Bases 213 to 1292 code for a protein of 359 amino acids. The record is from RefSeq and is a predicted model, not a curated record. The transcript has 4 exons. Lineage: Eukaryota; Viridiplantae; Streptophyta; Magnoliopsida; Poales; Poaceae. Gene Ontology annotation, molecular function: DNA binding.
AGCUGAUGCUCAUGAUGACCAAAUUAAGUAAGGGACAUGCAUGUUUGUGUAGGCAGCUCUGGAGAUGUUUCUAGAUGUCUGCAGGGUUUUUGUUCCUGUACCCAAUUGGACGAAUUGAUGUUGGCCCCUCCACAGCUCCAGAGUCGACACACACAUGCAUGCUCUGAGCUGAGCUGAGAUCCAUUAAAGCAGCUAGCUGGUAACGCUUUUGCAUGCUGGCAGUGGCAAUGGAGGAGCAGUCUUCUUCUGCUUCUUGGUGUAACACGGCGGCGGUGCCCCCGGGGUUCAGGUUCCACCCCACGGAGGAGGAGCUCGUCGGCUACUACCUCGCCAGGAAGGUCCAGGCCAGCAGCAACAGCUCCUCCCAGAACAAGAUGAACAAGAUGGACGUCCUCGACAUCAUCCAGGAGGUCGAUCUCUACCGCAUCGAGCCUUGGGAUCUCCAAGAGAGGUGCGGCAAGUACGGCGGUGGCGGCGGAGGAGGAGGAGGGCAGGAGGAUCCGGCGAGGGAGGAGUACUACUUCUUCAGCUACAAGGACCGCAAGUACCCGAGCGGCACGCGCACCAACCGCGCCACCGCCGCCGGAUUCUGGAAGGCCACCGGCAGAGACAAGCCCGUCAUGUCGUCAUUGUCUUCUUCUUCAUCUUCUCCGGCGACGGCGAUGAUGAUGAUCGGGAUGAGGAAGACGCUGGUGUUCUACCGUGGGCGGGCGCCUAACGGCCGCAAGACCGACUGGAUCAUCCACGAGUAUCGCCUCCAAUCCAACCAGCACGCGCCCACACAGGAGGAAGGGUGGGUGGUGUGCCGCGCGUUCGUAAAGCCGCUGCCCAACCAGCAACAGAGGUUCUCCUCUUCCUCCUACGGCGGCAGCGGGUACCCGAUGAUGAACGGCGGCGGCGGAGGCUACGGCUUCGGCUCCAGUUACUACUACUCCGACAACUACUCUCCUAGCGCGCGGCUCAUGGUGGCCGGCGGCGGCGCACCACCGCAUGAUGAACAUCACCAUGGCGUGGCAUCGGCGGCAGAGUCCAAGCAGCAGGUGCAACACUUCUCCUCUGCCAUCUCCGGCGACAUGCCACCGCCGCUCCGGAGCCCCACGACGCUCAACGGCGCCUGUGCUGCUGCUUCUACUGAUGAACAGCUCGCCAUGGCAGCCGGAACGCCGACGACAGUGGACUGGAACUUGUGGAGCAGCUUGCUGCAGCCACCGUCCACACCGCUGCCGCAGCUCUUCCACGGCCAGCCGCCGCCGGCAGCAGCUCCUACCACGAGCUCCUCGAAGAACAAUUGACGCUAUACAGAUGUGCAAAGAUUAACGUACUCAAGUGAUCUUGACCGAUUAACUACAUAUACAUGACAAUUAAUCGAUUGAUCAUAUGCAAUGGGAAGAGUAUAUAGUGUAUUAAUUUGAAGACCAUAUUUUACAUCUGCUUCACUAAUAUUUACCGCUUCCAUUUUUAUAUAUUGUACAUCAUAGGAUAUGUAUACACGAAAACAACAAUACAUUAUACAUGUAAUUUCAGUACUGAUCAUGACAACA